UAAUCAAUCAACACAUUCCUGUCUUUGUAUGUCUCAAUAUAAUAGUAUUAUUUUAUUAAAUCCAUGUAAAAUAAUCUUUGUCUGAAAAUAAAAUAUGAUCCUCAACUGCGUUUCCCCUCCAGUCAGCAGACCGCGAUGUGCGUCUUUCAGGCGACGCUGCCGGCGUGACGUAUAAUCUAGUGGACGGUUCUUCAUAAACAGCUCGUCAACCACCUCGGUAGCUUGCUAGCCAACGUAGCCGAAAGAUUCAAGCUAUUUAUACGCUUUUGGUGUAUAUUAGCUACUGUGUUUUCGACACACUUAGUUCGUAUCUACUUGUUAACCUAUUUAAUAUAAUAUUACGUUAUUAUUUAUUAGUCAGCUAUAGUAGCUGGCUGGUUUAGUUAGUACUAGCCUAGUCGCUAAUGAUAGCUAGCUAGCUAACAUCCCCGAACAUGAGCUCCCUAAACUACUCCCCUCUUGUUAAAGAAGAGGAUAAGGUCUGCUGGACGGAGAAAGGAGGUCUGUGGCUGAACAUUAACGUGAAAGAGGAGGAGGAAGAAGAGGUUGUCACAGUAAAACAAGAAGUAGAGGGUGAGGCUGUUACGGUGAAAGAAGAAGAGAAAGACGUUUCAGUGAAAGAGGAAGACGCGUUCAGAGUGAAAGAGGAGGAUGAUGUUACAGUAAAAGAAGAGGAUGCAGUUUUUGGAGUGAAGAAGGAAGGGGAGAUUACUGUCACAUUGAAAGAUGAAGAGGAGGAGAUAGGAGAUCUGAGUAACACCAGAGAGAGAUGUGACCAUCGUGGAUCGUCUGGGGAGCCUCAACAACCUCAUGAUGCUGACGAGGCAGAGAAGAGUCUCUCCAGAUCAGAACUCCUCAAGAAACACCAGCAGAGACCCACAGCAGAGAAAUCUCAUUGCUGCUCUGACUGUGGUAAAAGAUUCAAUUCUUCAUUAAAACUUAAAAUACAUCAAAGAUUACACACAAGAGACAAACCAUAUGGCUGUGCUCAAUGUGGGAAGAGUUUUGGAAAAUCUAGCCAUCUGACUGAACACCAGAGAACACACACAGGAGAGAAACGGUAUAGCUGUGAUCAAUGUGGGAAGAGUUUUUCUUCAUCUAGCUAUCGUAUUAGACACCAGAGAACACACACAGGAGAGAAACCUUAUAGCUGUGAUCAAUGUGGGAAGAGUUUUACUACAUUUUGCUCUCUGACUGUACACCAGAGAACACACACAGGAGAGAAACCUUUUAGCUGUGAUCAAUGUGGGAAGAGAUUUACUACAUCUAGCUCUCUGACUCUACACCAGAGAACACACACAGGAGAGAAAUGUUAUAGCUGUGAUCAAUGUGGGAAGAGUUUUACUAGAUCUAGCUCUCUGACUCUACACCAGAGAACACACACAGGAGAGAAAUGUUAUAGCUGUGAUCAAUGUGGGAAGAGUUUUACUAGAUCUGACCAUCUGACUUUACACCAGAGAAUACACACAGGAGAGAAAUGUUAUAGCUGUGAUCAAUGUGGGAAGAGUUUCACUAGAUCUGACCAUCUGUCUUUACACCAGAGAAUACACACAGGAGAGAAAUGUUAUAGCUGUGAUCAAUGUGGGAAGAGUUUCACUAGAUCUGACUAUCUGACUAUACACCAGCGGAUACACACAGGAGAGAAACCUUAUAGCUGUGAUCAAUGUGGGAAGAGUUUUACUACAUCUGGCUCUCUGACUCUACACCAGCGGAUACACACAGGAGAGAAACCUCAUAGCUGUGAUCAAUGUGGUAAGAGAUACUCUGGUAAAAGAUAUCUGAUCAAACAUCAGAAAAUACAUACAUGAAGCAGUUGUUUAAUGAUAUCAAUGAAAUAAUGAAAUGAUGUCACAAUGUAGAAUGUUUUAACAUUGUAGUAGGAGUAUUUUAAUGAUGUCACAAUGUAGAACCCUAAAUGUUUGUCCCCUGUUCUAUUGAUUUCAACAUGAUAUGGAUAUUAGCCUCAGGGGGAAAAUCCAGGCUCUGAAUUGAAAGAGUACUAUUUAUGUGAUUUAACAAAAAGUGACAACCAAAAAAAAGAGUUAUGUUCCUAGCUGUUUACCACGUUAGUGACACACUUGAAUCAAAAUGUAGCUAGCUGUUUUCUACAAGUUGUCCUCUAACCAGGGAUGUACACAUUAUUACCAGAUUCCGUGUGGUUUAUGCUGCGUUAGUUAUUGAGCUGUUAGUUUUAACAGGACGUGCAACCUCAUCUCCCUCCUGUCGCACAAUUGAUUUCAACAUGAUAUCGUUGAGUGAUGACAAAUAAGUGUUGUGUUCCUUUGUUUAGCGUCCCCUACAUUUAAAUGCAUCACUCCAAAAUGUAGCUGACUGUCUUCUGCAGGUUGUCCUCUAACCAGUGAGGUUAAAGAUAUCUCCCAUUUCCAUGUGUUUUUUUAGUUGUGUUAGUUUCAACAGCACGUACAACCUGAUUUCCCCCCUAAUUGAUAUCAGUGAUUUAUUGCUAUUUGUCAAAACAACAGCGUUUCUGGUUUAUAAGGAGCUUGUUUAAAAAAAUACAAGUAAUGUGAAUAUUGUGGCAGAUGUUUGUGUAUUUAGCAUAUUUUAUGUUUAGGCUUUCAAUAUAUCACAAACUGUUUCUGCAUAUUAGUUAUUGAUAAUUGAAUUUAUAUGUUUACGGUAAUGACUAAAGGAUUACACCCUGAAAUGUAUAACUGUGUAAAGAUUUUGAAUUAAUAGACUAAUUCUCUAAUGUGUGUGUAUAGGACAAGUUAAGAUUUUACUAUUUAGCAAUUAAAGUGAGACAUUCAAGGAAAAGAGGAACUGUUAACAGCUUGUGACAGACAACUUAUGACCACUGUGUAACUGAUAACAGGAAGGAGGUCUCCCCACCCAGGGAGGGGAGAAACCGUUAGGCUUGCAGUAGAUAACAUGUUGCAGGAUAUGAUACGUAAUGUAUGUGUUGGAGAAGACUUGUAAACAGCAUUGACGGUGUUUGAGAAGAGUGGGGGCGUUUAUAUGACCAAAUGUGAGGUAUAAAAGGCUAUGCGCUUGUAUGAUUUUCAGAGCUCUCUGAAUAAAGAACUAACAUUUUGCACAAA
This is a messenger RNA of Salvelinus fontinalis (brook trout), 3062 nucleotides long. RefSeq names its product zinc finger protein OZF-like. NCBI's taxonomy places the organism in Eukaryota, Metazoa, Chordata, Actinopteri, Salmoniformes, Salmonidae. The transcript is spliced from 2 exons. The coding region runs from base 435 to 1808 and encodes 457 amino acids. The record is from RefSeq and is a predicted model, not a curated record.